AUGAGGUUCGUCUUCAGAGGAGAUGGUUUUCCCUUAGCCCAGCAGUUCUCAGCUUAUCAUUUCUGGUUGCAAAUGAUCAACUCUGUUGACUGCUGGAAGCUGCAGCAGCGAUUGUCUACUCAGAGCUCAGAGAAGGCCUGGCCAGCAACUCAGGCAGCAGAGCAGCCCAGCCCUGCCCCAGAUACUGGAAGCUGCUGGGGCCCCUCUCUCCUGGAGCCUCCUGCGCUGCCCUCCUGAGGCUAAGCAGGCUUGCAUCUGACCCACCAUGACACCCACAGAACUCACAAGCCUUAACCUUAAUUUGUCUGAUGAGUACAGCUAUGACUCAGCGUCUUCUGAAGCGUACGAGUACAUGCACGACGACUUCACUGACUUCUUCUGCAAGAAAAGCAAUGUCCGGCAGUUUGCGAGCUAUUUCAUCCCACCCUUGUACUGGCUCGUGUUCAUUGUGGGGACUUUGGGGAACAGUCUGGUCAUCCUUGUCUACUGGUAUUGCACAAGAGUGAAGACCAUGACCGACAUGUUUCUUUUGAAUUUGGCAAUUGCGGAUCUUCUCUUUCUUCUCACUCUUCCCUUCUGGGCCAUUGCUGCUGCCGACCAUUGGAAAUUCCACAGCGUCACGUGCAAAGUGGUCAACAGCAUGUACAAGAUGAACUUCUACAGCUGCGUGCUGCUGAUCAUGUGUAUCAGUGUGGACAGGUACAUUGCCAUUGCCCAGGCCAUGAAAGCACAGAACUGGAGGCAGAAAAGGCUUCUGUACAGCAAAAUGGUUUGUAUCACCAUCUGGGUGAUCGCGGCUGUGCUCUGCAUCCCCGAAAUCCUGUACAGCCAAGUCAGGGGAGAAUCUGAUGUGACCGUCUGCACCAUGGUUUACCCUAGUAAGGACAGCACCAAUGUGAAGUCAGCUGUGCUGACCCUAGAGGUCAUCGUGGGGUUCUUCCUUCCCCUUGUGGUCAUGGCAUGCUGUUAUACCAUCAUCAUUCACACCCUGCUACAAGCCAAGAAGUCAUCCAAGCACAAGGCCCUAAAGGUGACCAUCACUGUCCUUACUGCUUUCCUCUUAUCCCAGUUCCCCUACAGUUGCAUCCUGCUGGUACAGACCAUCAAUGCCUACACCAUGUUCAUUUCCAACUGUGCCAUUUCCACCAACAUCGACAUCUGCUUCCAGGUCACUCAGACCAUCGCCUUUUUCCACAGUUGCCUGAACCCUGUGCUCUACGUUUUUGUGGGUGAGAGAUUUCGCCGGGAUCUCAUGAAAACCCUGAGGAACUUGGGUUGUAUUAGCUGGGCUCAGUGGGUUUCGUUCACGAGGAGAGAGGGGAGCUUGAAGCUGUCUUCUGUGUUGCUCGAGACAACCUCGGGGGCUCUCUCCCUCUGAGGCCUCUUCUCUGACGUGGAUGGUCCUUUUGGAAGUAUAAGAAAUAAAGGUGCAGCUUCCCCACUGAAAGGACCACAGAGAAACUGAAGAAGAAAAAGGAAAUGAGAAAAAUAAAAACAACUCAGAAAAGGAUGCAUCCGAACAACGUUAUUGGUCAGAAUUUGCCACUCUAGAAUUUUCAAAGCCGGCUGGCUACCCCAGGAGACUGUUACUUGGCUCUUGACUGCAAUACCUGUGAGGUUCAAGGAGGGCUAAUGGACAACACCACAGGCCACCCUGGCUUUGCCCCUCACCUGAGCAUUAACAUAUCUGCCCUCUAGAGGAAGGGCUUGAUUGUCUCAGUACACUGGAAAAUGCUGUGGCUUCAGCAAACACAAGAGCACUGGCCACUGAGAUAUUCCACAAAAGCAGAAGGUUUCAUAGAAGCUUCCAUCUUUAGGGAAUUUCUACCCUAGUUUGGGGGCCUGAUACCCAUGCCAGGUCUUAUGGAUUCUUGAUCCAGAGUCUCUCCAAGCAGCCUCAGAUAGAAUUCUCCUUUGGCAUCCUUGGUCUGUUCUGGGCCAGUGAGGGUCUUUGUUCCUGCUUUGAAACCAUCUGCAGGACUGGUCCGUGACUUCCUGGGCAGCUGACCACAUCCCCAAGUCACCUGAUCCUGUUGGCUCCCCACCCAUUUCUGUGUCCUGCUGGAGGUUCUGUGUUCCCACAUCUGCUGCAGGGUUGACCUGGGUGCAGAUCCAGCUUGUGCCUGGUGUCCUGGCAGUGGCUCUCCCGGCACAUACAGGGAGAUCAACAAACGGGUUGGCAGGAACAAGCCCUGGCUCUGAUCUGGGCUCACUCUGCCAAGCUGCACUUUUGCUGGUCCACUCUGUCUGCUGCCUUAUAAAAUGGGUUGGUCCUACGGAGCCUCUUCUUUCUGGAGCUGCUGGAAGGAUAUCUGCCUCCAUGUUUCUUCUCUUUUUCUUACUUGGUAGUGCUAACAUUUCUAAAAGCUUUCAAAUUAGAGAUUAGGCUGAAAAAAAGAAAUAUAAUUCAUUUUUGCUUUGUGGCUUUCUUUUAACUACUUGGCAAAUUUAUCAUAUUGGAGAACAUUUCAUAUAUUUGGAAAAGUGAUUUGUAAUGGAUAUUUAAUAAUAUCCAUUGCUUGUCACUUUCUGCACCCUGUCUCCCUCCAUAUUGUAAAUGUGUGCAAUCAGAGAUCAAAUACCCAUAUAAAGAGUGCAAAGACUAAGAGACUGGGAUAAGGAAAUAAAAUCUCCAAAUAUGUUAAAACCAACUUGGGUGACUAGUUUUUAUUUUUUUAAUCUUUCUCCUCUGGCCAAAUUAUUUCUCAAGGUUUUCGUAGUUAGUCAAAUAAAAUUGCCACGGCGGAUUAUUUGAGCAGCAUCACAAACUGCCCCUGGCUUUGCCACUUGCUCUAGAGGAAGUGUUUGAUUCUAGUACAGUGUGAAUUGCCAACACCUUAACCCCAAACCAAACCCAUUGCUGUCGAGUAGAUUCUAACUCAGAGACCCUAUAGUGCAGAGUAGAACUGCCCCAUAGAGUUUCCAAGGAGUAGCUGGUAGAUUUGAGUUGCCAACCUUUUGGUUAGUAGCCAAGCUCUCAACCACUAGGCAAAAGCAUUGGAUUCUGCCAUAUUAUUCUUUUUCUCCCUGUCCACCUCUAAAGCACUAUUGUUGUUAGGUGCCAUCCAGUUGAUCCUUGACUCAUGGUGACUUCAUGCACAAAGGAACAAAAGGCUGCCUGGUCCUGCACCAUUCCCAUGAUGGGUUAUGGAUCAGACCAUUAUGAUCCAUAGGGUUUUCAUUGGCUGAUUUUCAGAAGUAGAUUGCCAGACCUUUCUUCCUAGUCCUUAUGAGUCUGGAAGCUCUGCUGAAACCUGUUCAGCAUCAGAGCAACACACAAGCCUCCCCUGACAGAUGGGUGGUGGCUGCCCAUGAGGUGCAUUGGCUGGGAAUCGAAUCUAGUUCUCCUGAGUGGAAGGGAGAAUUCUACCAUUGAACCGCCAUUGCCUCAUAAAGCACGUGUUAGUGAGUACUAAAGUGGGUGGAACAUGGCAGCAACAAAGGACAGGGAGAGAGUACUGCAAAGUGCUAGCUAACCCAUCCCUGCGCUGCCCACGUGGCUGCGUGGUGGGGAAACAAGCACUGGCCUGGGACCAGCGCAUGAACAUGGGCGCCAGUUCAACAAGCACCACUUAUAGUCAAGGGGAGAAUGACUUCUCCAAGGUUAGUUUAUGGACAGAGCUAUCCAUCUGACCACCAUUUCCAGGAGAAGACCCAGAAGGCUGCCCUUUAAGAAACUUGGAAGAAUAAGCAACAAAGGUCUGGCCACACCUAUAUAACAUUGUGCGAUUAGGUGGGAAGAAAACGAUUGAGUUUGGGUUUUCCAUUCUAGGUCCUUUUGAGACUGUGGCUCUGAUACUUUAUGUCAUGGGGGCCCCACAGAGCUGAGGAUGGGGGGUGGGGUGGAAAGAGGAAGGAGGGGGUCAUGACUGUUGAAUCUAUACUCUGCCUACAGUUACUUAAGGGUGCCAUGAUGCAGACUUAAAGGGAACUUAAUGGUAAUUAAGAGUUUGGUCAAUGUAUGUUAGUUGGAAAAACAUGCCAGGGACCCCACUUGUUCCUCUCUGAUUUAUAAGGAAGGAGUUGUGGGAACACCACAAGAACUAGGAGCCCUGCAUUGCAGCCUAAUGUUCAAUAAUCAUUCCCAGUCCCAAGGCUUCCUUUAGGGCCUGGCUGUUACUAUUGGACUGUCCCAGUCCUAACAAAGCUUCGAUUUAGGAUGAAAGAUAUGUUACAACUGUAUUAUAUUUGCAAGAUUUUAUGUAUCUUUUGUUGUCAAAGAAUCUUAUUCUUGAAGUGAUUGCAUAAAUAGGUCCAUGUUGCAUUCAAAUUAAAUUAGGUUUCCCCAUGGAAGUGUCAGCAUGGAAAAAUCCAUGAGGAAAUCAUGAUCCACUCAACACUUCUAGAAAGUAUGUUGUGUGAAUCCUUGCUGAAAUAAAGAUAAAAGAGAAAUUAUAACAUAUAAUUACAUUUUACCAGAACUCUGUAAAUAAGAAAAAAUCAGGAAACU
Molecule: messenger RNA, 4450 nt
Organism: Loxodonta africana (African savanna elephant)
Lineage: Eukaryota; Metazoa; Chordata; Mammalia; Proboscidea; Elephantidae
Gene: CCR9
Product: C-C motif chemokine receptor 9
Exons: 4
Coding region: 266-1378 (370 amino acids)
Biological process (GO): cell chemotaxis; positive regulation of cytosolic calcium ion concentration; calcium-mediated signaling
Cellular component (GO): external side of plasma membrane; membrane
Molecular function (GO): C-C chemokine receptor activity; C-C chemokine binding
Source: RefSeq, a predicted model, not a curated record